Messenger RNA from Chanos chanos (milkfish), 1045 nucleotides. RefSeq names its product transmembrane protein 45a (gene tmem45a). The record is from RefSeq and is a predicted model, not a curated record. The transcript has 6 exons. Lineage: Eukaryota; Metazoa; Chordata; Actinopteri; Gonorynchiformes; Chanidae. The coding region runs from base 91 to 924 and encodes 277 amino acids.
AUGUAAAUGCGGGAAUGCAAGAAGAAAGGCGACUUUAAAGUCAGAUUUUGUUGAUAUUUGCCAUCAAUCGCUAAGUGGCAGCAAGACAUCAUGGGAAAUUUUAAGGGCCAUGCAUUGCCUGGGAGCUUCUUCUUGAUCAGUGGUCUUUGGUGGGCAGGGAAGUACUCGCUCUGGUACGCCACCCGCAGGAACAAAAGUGCUGGUGCAGGCAGACUCACAACACGGGCAACACAGAGACGUGUGGAGAUUUUCGAAGGGGCCGUCAUGGUGUCUUUCUCUGUGAUUGGCAUGCUUGCGGAGCAGUUUGUGCCCGAUGGGCCUAAACUGCGUCUUUAUGACUACACCGAACAACACUGGGACCGGCUCAUGAACUGGCAACAUGCCACCAUGUACUUGUUCUUCUGCCUGGCUGGGAUUACCAUCCUCAUCGUGCACUCUACAGACUCCGCCCCCUUCGGCCUGGACCGUUUCCUUCUGGGCAUUGCCUUUUUCAAUGAAGGCUUCUUAUUCCUUUACCACCUCCAUGGCAGAGACAUGCUGGACGUCCACGUUCACCAGCUGCUGCUCUAUGCCACCUUUGGAGGGGCUUUGACCUGCAUGCUGGAGGUCUUUCACCGAGGAAACAUCCUCCUGGAGCUUCUACGAGGGACACUCAGUCUGUUACAGGGCAGCUGGUUCUGGCAGAUCGGUUUUGUGCUGUACCCUCCCAGUGGCCAACUCUGGGAUCUGAAAAACCACAACAACAUGAUGUUCAUCACCAUGUGUUACUGCUGGCACUUGGCCUUCGCCUUGCUCACUGUUGCCGUGGUCUACAGCACUGUGAUCUGUGUGGUACGGUCCAGGCUGAGGAGAAUGCCACCAAUGGAAAUGGGCUUACUGAAACCUAGAGAAAGGGAGGGGGAGUCAGAGGAUGAGAUCCUAUAAGAGUGUGUAUUGGUGUAUUAACCUUCUCUGCUCACUCAUCUAACCUCACAUGGAAAUGAUUCCUCUCAUUCCGUAGUACUGUCUAUCUCUUUCCCUUCAUCAUUCCAUUUCUUUUCCUCUC